GGCAGAGCCGGCAGCCCGGGCCGUUCCCGCUGCGCCCGCCGCCGUGCGCGCUGGCCAGCGCCGCGCCCCUGAGCCGGCUCCGGGGACCCGCGCGCACCGCAGAGGCAGGGUCGCCGCUCCACCUGGAGCUCGGCCGGGGUGGUCACACCACCAGAGCCACAGGGUCAUCUGCUCCUGACUGGGGACUGGCCACUCGCACACCGACGGCCUUUGCUUCCUACCGAGUUCGAGGGACGCUUUUUACCUGUCUCGGGUGGCUCCGAUUCCGGGGAAGUUUUUCCGGGCGCAGAGCACGCGAUCCCCAGCAGUGUUUUCCUGAGUUCCCAAAAAACCCAUCUCGAUGAACACCUUAUCCCCUGCUGCUGCUGGUUUGUUUAAAGACCAAGAAUUUGGUUGUGCUGACUUAUCAGCCUGCAGUUUCUGCUGAUACUAUGACGAAAAAAACAGUGACGAUUCUGCCCUCUUCAACGCUGCUGUGAAAAUCUGACUGUUAAUAUAUUUGCUCCUCUCACCCUCGGUAAAGAUGUCUGAGCCUGGCCUGUCAUCUGGAUUUUCAGGCAGUGUGGAGAAUGGAACUUUCCUGGAGCUGUAUCCCACGUCACUGUCCACAUCAGUGGACCCGUCCUCCGGCCAUCUGUCCAAUGUCUACAUCUACGUGUCCAUAUUCCUCAGCCUCUUAGCCUUUCUGCUUCUGCUGUUAAUCAUUGCCCUCCAGAGGCUCAAAAAUAUCAUCUCCUCCAGCUCCUCCUACCCAGAGUGUCCAAGCGACGCGGGAAGUUCCUUCACCAACUUAGAAGUCUGCAGUAUUUCAUCUCAAAGAUCUACUUUUUCCAAUCUUUCAUCCUGAAAAAGAAAGAAAGAAGGAAGGAAGGAAGCAAAGCAAAGCAAAGGAAAGGAAAAAAGAAAGAAAGAAAGAAAGAAAGAAAGAAAGAAAGAAAGAAAGAAAGAAAGAAAGAAAGCUUUAGAAACAAAGAUUCUUAACUAAAGCAACAACAGUUUAGGUUUUUCCUUAUGAAGAGCAAACCUCCUGGAAAAUGUGACCUCUUGGUUUUGACCUGUUUCCAUUCUUCAUCUUUGAUUCCUUUGCUGUUCUUGAUGCUUUUCACUUGUGAAUGGAGAAGUCAGUGGUGACAGAAAUGAGCUCUGACUUGGAGGUGCAGAAUUUCACAUUCAUUCCUUGCCAGAUCUGGAGCUACGUUCUUCAAGGUGGAGCAGCAUUUGUUGAAUGCCAUGAAUUCAACUAAGAAAGCCUCCAGGGGAAUGCUGGAUACCGACUCUUGUCUUUCAUUUCCCUGAGACCAAGUGAGCCAACAGAAACUGGGAACAUUAAGUCUGAACCAUGUAGGAGGUAUUUUCCUGUUUAAGAGAGAAAGUAGAGACAUCAUUUUUUUUUAAAAGUCAAUUUAGAUUGAAUGCAUAAUAUUUCUAAAACUGAAAGUAAAAACUUACUAAUUUUUUUCAUUUCACUGUAACAAAUGAAAGUCACAUUUAUUUAUGAAUAUAAGUCAUUUGGAAAAAUUUUGGAAGUGUUUUAAACUUUUAAUAGCAAGACAUAUAUGUGUCAUUAUGCAGUUCAUCAUGUAUUUCUGCCUCUUGAGGUUUUUCUUCUGCUUGUGUUGUAGCCGUAAUGAUCCUCAGCUGUGGAAUUCUUGGUGAUAAUUGCUGCUCCUAUUGCUGGGGAAGCACCAGGAAGAUGCCAAGAAGAUUUUAUUUUAGGUGAGAAUUGAGAACAGGGAAAAUGUUCAUCUAUUGGAUUUUAUACAGUAAUGAUUCUAAGUACUUGUGUGUGUUCCUUGUUUCUCAGUUCUUAUAAUUUCAGUGCAUAAUCAUAUUAAGGCCCCAAGAUGUCAAAGUUUAAUAAUGUUCAUUCACAUGAGGUUGCAAAACUUAGAAACUAAAUUGCUAACACACAUGUUACCAUAGCUCCACGAAUGUUACAAGUCUCUGAUAAGUAGUUGUUUUGUAUUAAUAUAAUACUCAGCCUUUGGACUCCAACAUGUGAGAUUAUAUUAAAGUUGUGGCAGCUCGCAGCUGCUGGGAGCAUUAGUAAUCCUGGGAACUGGGACGAUUGAGCAGGCUCCCUAGACCUUGGACAGGGGAAGGGAGUCAUGAAGUUAAAUAUGCGCAUAAACCCAGGCAAGGAAUGUGAAAGAAAUCAAGUUGCCACUAAAAACAAUGCAAUGCAAAUAAAUCCAUGACAGCUUCUUGAGAAUAAGAAUUUUAAUUUAAUAUUAAAAAUAAGUGCCCCACAGCACACAUACUUAAUUUAGCGUGCAACCCAUAGUUACCAAAUUGUUCUUUGCCCACUAAAGUGGUGGAGCUUUGGGGCUUCUUUUGGUUGUAGAAUCAGCACUCUGCAGUGGCAAAAUGGGAAGAACAAUCCACUAUUUUGUAGUCUGCUGUGUCUUUCCAGUGAGGACUAGAAAUGUGAAUCUAAAGUCUUUUUUUAAUCCAUAAGCAUCCUUUAAAUAAGACCACAUUUAACUCUAUAUAUCAAAAAAGUCUCCAAACUUCAUAACACUAGCACAAACAUGCUGCCCUAAAAUGUAUAAUCGGUGAAAUAUUUAUCUCUGCUGCCAUUCAAGGUGUAAGGUGUAAAGUGGUUAUUAUGUAGCAUAUAAUUUGAACUUUCAGAUCAUUAGCAUUUGCUAAGUAUACAUAUGUAUGUGCAUAAAUGUAUUUUGGGUGUGUGUUCACAGGUUCCAGUUAAAAGUUGUGUUAAAACUAUACAAGAUUAGAGACAUCUACAGUACCACUUUCACUUUUUAAUUAUUCUCAUGCUAUUUUGGUUAUUGAGCAGGAGAAGACAUGGGUAAGGUGAUUUUAAAUAAUAGAAAGACAAAUGCCCCCAUGAUCUGAUAAUGAUUUAUCGUAAGGGGUAGCUUUACAUUCUUUCCUUCUGGAAGAAAUACAAAGACUUCUGAUAGCAAAACUACUUAAAUAGAAUCUGCUCAAAUCCACAAGCACUCCUCACCUCCCCUGCCACAAAGAUCUUUACUCUCAACGUUGAAUGGAAUCAUUGGGAACGUAGUUCAAAGAUGGAAAAUAGGAUUUUUCGUUAUGAGCUUGCCAUGGUAACAGAUUGUACAACUUGAGAUGAAUUUGCAUUGUGUAAAAAGGUCAAAAAGGCUGGAAGAUGAGUUUAUAAAUAAAGAAAUGAAGUCCA
This is a messenger RNA of Cavia porcellus (domestic guinea pig), 3166 nucleotides long. RefSeq names its product serine rich and transmembrane domain containing 1 (gene Sertm1). Lineage: Eukaryota; Metazoa; Chordata; Mammalia; Rodentia; Caviidae. The coding region runs from base 524 to 847 and encodes 107 amino acids. The transcript has 3 exons. Gene Ontology annotation, cellular component: intracellular membrane-bounded organelle. The record is from RefSeq and is a predicted model, not a curated record.